AAAAACGUCUGGUGCGCCAUUUAUAGCAGCCCCCGGUAGCAGCCAUGUUAAAGUCGAAGUAAUGAUAGUUGUAGAGUGCCAGGGGCCCAUAUCAUAAAACUUGUUAUCUAUAAUAACAGCUAAAUUUCUAUGACAAAUGUGCUCUUAGCCAAUCAGAUGCCAUGGUUUCAGAAGCUUAUAACAGUAGCUUGUAACUUGCUAUUGAUAUCAAAGGCCCUGGUGUGCAGAAUCCGACCGACCUGAGCGCUAUAUAGACGAACCCACUACAAUAUUGCCGAUUCUGGAAUGUUGUACAGCGGAUCGCAUUCACUUAAGUUUCUAGCAUAUAGCAAGUGUAUAAAAUCUAUUUUGAUUUGGUAAAACAUGGCUGAACCACAGUCCUCAUCAAACUCAACAUCGGCGACCUCCGGAAUCCGAUCAACGACCACGGAUUCUAGCCACCAGGCUCGAGUAAUGCUCUGGUGUACGCCCAGGACAACGUCGACCAUUUUAACUAAAUGUCUGAGUUUUGUGCCGAAAACGCAGGUAUUCUUUGAACCAUACUACUUCUGCAACGAGGCCAUAGAAAGGUUGAAGAGCAUAGGGAUCAACAUUGAUCCGUCGUCGAUGAAGUCAUACGAUGAUGUCGAGAUGAAGGACUGGUGGACGACUGCAAACAUGAUCAGCGGUGGUGAUUGUAGCAAAGAGGGCAAACCAGACUUCGACCAGAUGAAGUACCCUUACAUUAAAGAGCUGUUGGAAAACCCAGAUCCGGAAAAAGAAGUGGUAUUCUUAAAAGAUAUGGCUUAUUGCAUUGAUGGUCGCUACCAAUUCCUGCCCGACAAAUCAUGCGGUUACCGACACGUUUUUCUGCUCCGGCAUCCGAGGAAGGUAUUCGCAUCUUGGCGAAAAGUAAUGUUGGACCUGGAUCAGGAUCCGAACGGUUCGGAACCAAAUGGAACAAGGUCAGAAUCUUUCCACAUAGUUAAGGAUUUGCCGGUAGUAUAUGCACCACCUGGACACUUCUUCAAAGAGCUCUAUGAUCUCUGGUUACACGUCAAGCUGAAUUACGAUCCGAAUCCGGUUGUCUUGGACAGCGACGAUCUCUUAUCCGACCCGGCCACAAUGCUACCCCGGUUUUGCACCGCGGUUGGAAUCCCCUACUCGGAUAACCUACUUAAGUGGCCUGAAAGUCCAGAUACCACAAACAGUUGGAUAAGCGCUUUUUCCCCUUCCAAUGAUUUUGAGUUUAUCCGAAUUUAUUGCAAGAAUUCUUUUAAUACCACACACUUCUUCCCUCCUUCCCCUCUCACAGAAAUGGAUAGUCUGACUGAAGAUGUGAAAGAAUGUGUCGAAGCAGUCAUGCCUUACUAUCAAGAAAUGUAUGACUCUCGAAUUUAAACGCAUAGGUCCGCAGUUCACCUCAUAGUGAUGAUUUUGCUUUAGUUUAAAAUCAAUCGUUUUGUGCUGAUGUGAGAGAUGCAAACAGUGCCCGGGUUUAAAAUGUGUAACAAGAAAAGCCCUCCUCCCUUGUGUGCAUGAUUUAAUGAUAUCUUUUAGUUACUGUCCCAGUGGCAGUGCGUAUUAGUGUCUGAGGUUAUACUUCCAGAAAGGUCUACUGCACUCCAUUGCAUUAACUGUAUUUUUAAUCUAUUUUUGCAGAUGUUUCUGCACUUAAUACAAAAAAUUAAAAAAUACUCAAUUAACAAUGAUAGCAUAUAAUAUAAUUGAUUUCCGUAAACUGUUAAA
Strongylocentrotus purpuratus (purple sea urchin) is the source of this 1728-nucleotide messenger RNA. RefSeq lists its product as uncharacterized. The record is from RefSeq and is a predicted model, not a curated record. Bases 364 to 1380 code for a protein of 338 amino acids. The transcript has 3 exons. Lineage: Eukaryota; Metazoa; Echinodermata; Echinoidea; Camarodonta; Strongylocentrotidae.